Hippocampus zosterae (dwarf seahorse) is the source of this 997-nucleotide messenger RNA. RefSeq lists its product as uncharacterized. The annotation marks the transcript as partial. The record is from RefSeq and is a predicted model, not a curated record. The transcript has 2 exons. NCBI's taxonomy places the organism in Eukaryota, Metazoa, Chordata, Actinopteri, Syngnathiformes, Syngnathidae.
GUUAAUAUAGAACGGGAAGAUGGCAAGGCUUGCAGCAACUUGACCCAAAUACUGGACAACUGGAAAUUUGCCAUUUUAACUCGCAUGAAGGAGCUGCUCAUCAAUGACCACGCGUCCGUCCUUCCCGAAUACAGUCGGAUCGCUCCUCUGUCAGAGGCUCUGGGGGAGCUCCACAGACAGUUCAACGCCCUCAAGAAUGAUCUGGCGAGCCUCACCACAAAGUUAGAUGGCGUAGAGGCGUUCGUGGAAGGCAUCAAGGACGGCAGUUUCACACAGAGGGCUCGGCCCGGCGCCGGUUUGACGUUGGCCCAGAUGAGGUCGUUCCACCCAAGCAGAGUAAGAAGAAGGGGGCCACACAGACCCUAGUGUCAUUUUCUUCCCUUCUUCGUUGCAAUCAAUACAUACAUACUAUUCCAAUUCAGUUAAUUGUCCUGCUACUUCUUGUGUGCUUGCCUUGGCUACAGGGCCAAUAUAAACAUAAAUUAAUAACAGUCAUCAUUACUCUGUGACUGAGUAAGCUGCAAUAAAAUCGUUUUUUUCUUUGCAAAGGAUAAAGAAUAUAUGCCUGUGAGUGUAAUGAUGGUCAGCAGACGAGGUUCAAGUUUUAUGCGACUUUUUAAUAACAAUGUGGCAGAGCAGUAAAACAUGCUCAUUCUUACAGUCACUUCCUGGAACUCCCCCUUAUAGGCGGGACAUGCCAAUCAACUGGAGUAUUACAUAUCACAGUACAAACUUUCAUAAAGCACUACUCAUGUAAUAAUAGCCCAUUAUAUGACAGUGAGUAUUGUAAUGUUGUCUUUCACAUGUGGCACACAACUGUUAGUGCUUGGAUGAGGGUUUGUCCACCAUGAUGCUAUAUGUUUUACCAUGGCACUUUCCAAAAUGUGAGCUUGUGAGGCAUUCCUCAAGCAAAGUUGCACAAUUGUUCAAAUAAACAGGAGUUUAUACGUUAAAAUAUUUCUUGGAGACUGCGACUAUUAAAUGGUCUAUAUUCUGA